This is a messenger RNA of Humulus lupulus (European hop), 333 nucleotides long. RefSeq lists its product as uncharacterized. Lineage: Eukaryota; Viridiplantae; Streptophyta; Magnoliopsida; Rosales; Cannabaceae. The record is from RefSeq and is a predicted model, not a curated record. The transcript is spliced from 2 exons. Bases 1 to 333 code for a protein of 110 amino acids.
AUGUCACCGUAUCGUUUGGUUUUUGGGAAAGCUUUCCAUUUGCCCGUUAAGUUGGAGCAUAAGGCAUAUUGGGCCACUAAGAACUUGAAUAUGGAUCUCCAAGCUGCUGGAGAAGCUCAUAAAUUACAAUUAAAUGAGCUGGAAGAGAUGAGCCAAUUGAAGUCCCACUGGUCAGGCCCAUUCACCGUGGUGAAAUUUUAUCCCUUUGGAGCUGUUGAUGUUCAGGAAGAACAAUCUGGAAGGGAAUUUAAAGUGAAUGGGCAGCGCUUGAAACAUUAUUGGGGAGGUGAGGUCGACCGCGAGAAGACCUCCAUCACUUUGGAAGAUCCUUAA